UAAAAUGGGCCGUGGCGAAUUCAUCGCCGUCACACCAGGCCCUUGGGUCGGCGUGCCCCGCGCUACCUUAUUCCUUCCUUAUUACCUUAGGGGAAAUCAGGACUAAUCAUCCAUAUCGACCUCUUUUUAUCCUUUUUCUACCUGCGUCUUCUAGACCAACACUAGAAGCAAUGGCAGGAUUCGACAAUAUCUUAUUUCAACUCAAGUUGAUAAAAGAAAGGGACUCCACUUCACAGGACUCCGACAUCUUGAAUGUAUUUGCCUACGCAAAUCCGGACGAGGCUGCCUGGCAGUUGGAUUGGUGGUGUCCAACUCUUACGGAAGCGAAAAAAGCGCAAGAUUACUUAUGGAAUGUAUGGGAACUUCUGACCGAUGCUGCUAGAAGUCCCGACGCGACAAGUGAGAUACAAGAACAACUUGUUAAAAUUCUCCAGAGUUUGGUGCAAAUUGGGAAGGGAUACGUUCCCAUAUCGAACGGGACGCAACGUGUAUGGAGGGACUUGCCUCUGCUUCCCCAAUGUAUAGAAUCGUGUUUCCAAGAUCCCAUGAGUGAAGCCGCUGAAUUUACUCCGGAAUCCGCAAAGAUAUGGCGUAACAUAAACUCCUUCACGGCUCGGUGUACAGGCGCCGGUGUCCUAAAUCCUUCUCUUCAAGUAACCUAUGCGCUGCGAAGCGCACUCGAGGAAGGGUUAAACACCGACCCACAGAAUCUUGAGCGAGCUGAGUGUAGGAUGCAGGUGGCAUGCGAAUGGAUUGCCCACAGUGCCAAACCGCUCCUAUGGUGGGCCCGUGAGAAUAUCGAUUUGUCGCCCGAAGCGGCAUACGAGGAUAGAUCCCAACACGUCCGAAGAGGUGAACUGUACGAGGGGACCCCCGCUGUGUGCCCGGAGCGCUGGGGUUUCUGGAAAAUCCGGUUCGGGGAGUUGGGGAAGCACCCUGGGUUUAGUGAAGAGAUUCGGAAACAGGCGAGCGAGGCCGCCGAGAAUAUGGCCGCGGCUGAAAGAUAGGCGGCUAUUAUGCCGUGGUCGCCAGCUUUCGACUCUUUAGUUUGAUACCACUUGAAUAUAUCAAACCAAUUAUCUACUCGACUA
Messenger RNA from Hypoxylon trugodes, 1091 nucleotides. RefSeq lists its product as uncharacterized. The record is from RefSeq and is a predicted model, not a curated record. The transcript has 3 exons. Bases 171 to 1007 code for a protein of 278 amino acids. Lineage: Eukaryota; Fungi; Ascomycota; Sordariomycetes; Xylariales; Hypoxylaceae.